CCAGUGGCGUCCCUAGGCAGGUGCGGGGGGUGUGUGCCACACCGGGUGACACCUACCACACAGGGUGACACCGGACCCGCUCCACGAAAAGGUAAGUUGUAAAGCAAGCCAACAUUCCCCUAGGAUGGAUUGGAUCUGCGGAUUGAGCAUAAUGGAUCGGAGUCCGAUACAUUAUGCUCAAUCCGCAGAUCCAAUCCAUUCUGCGGGGAUGGUCGGAGGGGGUGUCACCAAGUGAUAUCGCAUCGGGUGACACCAACCCUAG
Molecule: messenger RNA, 262 nt
Organism: Staurois parvus
Lineage: Eukaryota; Metazoa; Chordata; Amphibia; Anura; Ranidae
Source: the annotation of a GenBank genome assembly